This is a messenger RNA of Aptenodytes forsteri (emperor penguin), 2312 nucleotides long. It is a transcript of the gene RAB33B, whose product is annotated as RAB33B, member RAS oncogene family. The transcript has 2 exons. Bases 1 to 462 code for a protein of 153 amino acids. Gene Ontology annotation, cellular component: endosome; Golgi apparatus. NCBI's taxonomy places the organism in Eukaryota, Metazoa, Chordata, Aves, Sphenisciformes, Spheniscidae. Gene Ontology annotation, molecular function: GTP binding; GTPase activity. The record is from RefSeq and is a predicted model, not a curated record.
AUGACGUUAUUUUUGGCAAUCCAGCUAUGGGAUACAGCAGGCCAGGAGCGCUUCAGAAAGAGCAUGGUGCAGCACUAUUACAGGAAUGUACAUGCUGUUGUGUUUGUAUAUGAUAUGACAAACAUUGCCAGUUUUCACAGUCUGCCAUCAUGGAUAGAGGAAUGCAAACAACACCUUCUUGCCAAUGAUAUACCACGGAUUCUUGUUGGAAAUAAAUGUGACCUGAGGAGUGCUAUUCAGGUACCUACGGACUUGGCCCAGAAGUUUGCUGAUACUCACAGUAUGCCGUUAUUUGAAACCUCUGCCAAAAACCCCAAUGACAAUGACCACGUGGAGGCCAUAUUUAUGACACUGGCUCACAAGCUUAAAAGUCACAAGCCAUUAAUGCUUAGUCAACCCCCAGAUCGCGAUGAAAUACAUAUAAAGCCUGAACCAAAACCUGCCAUGACCUGCUGGUGUUAAAUCAUACUAUUAUCAGCUAUCACCUUGUCUUGUUUGCAAACGCUUCAAAAUUAUGAUCUUGGCAAAGUUCCAGGUUUUGGUAGCAAUUAUAGUGGAUCUCUUUGGCACUUUAAUGUGGUUUUUUUUUUUCCUGGUGUAGAUGUGCCCAUCUCAUGUUCUUGCACUUUGUAAUUGUACUUUCUGAAUUACUGAAGUUUCACUAUAAAUAUACGGGAAAGUAAACUUUCAAGUGAAGUUUUGACAAAGCAAUUCUACUUGAGCUCUUGCUGCCUGAGAUUGUUUUCGUCACUUGUGGUAAGGUUAUAAAUCGUGAGCCAGUUUACUAACAUUUUUGGUUGCUACUUGCAUUGGAAUAAUGUAGGAGAAAAAGUGUUUUGUGACAGAUAGCUUGAUUUUUGGGUCAGCGAGUGGGGAGAUUUUUGGUAUAUGAAGGAAUAUUUGGUGACCGCUAGCAAAUUGCUAAGCAAGUACCUUUUUAUUUAAAAAACAAAAACCAGGACUGUCAGAUAAAGUUUGGGCUGUCAGUGUGGGUGCAAACUGCUAGCUUUUGGCCUGUCACUCCACUGUAAACUUUGUCUGUUUCUUCAUGGCAAUGGUAAGAGAAUUGACAAACUUGUCCCUACCUCUAGACAAUAAUUUGAUACUUAAAACUUUAUUAAUUUUUCAUAAUUAGCAUGUAAAACUAAACUAUGCAUUCCUUAUGGAAAGUACUGUAGCACAGGAUUUGGGGUAAAUUUGGGACUAUAACUGUCCAUAACUUCUCUGACCUUACUAAAACUUCAACGAGGACUUACUUCUAAAGAUGCUGUAUUUGAGUUGAGUGUCCCAGGGUAAGUAAAAACACUUAAGUAAAUAAAAGAUUGAAGUUGGCAAAAGUAUACUGGUUUUCAAAGGUAGGGGUUUUGGAGGAUUUUAGUGAUGAUGAAUCCUUUUCAAAUGUCUUGAAAAAGCUUUCUAUGACUAAUUUGAUAACGUAUUUGAGGGAUGGAAAUGCUUAGGACAAAAUGCUAGGAAUAUGGGACUUCCUUAAAAUACUUCUGAAUACAAAAUAAACUAGAUCUUGAAAUAUGGAGAAAAUCUGCCAAAUACAUAAUCUGUUACAGAUUUUUGAGCUAAAACCUGCUUGUGUUAUGUCGUGGCUGUAUGUUGGGCAUCCUUGGCAUUACUAAUGUGAGUUAGUGGUGGGUCAGGUGAGGGAAAUUACUCCUCUAGAACCAUCUUCUUCUGUGUUCUCAUCAUUGCAACCAUCUUAUCUCAGCUCUGUCUGAAGGUCAAGUUUCAUAACAAAAAUGGUGCUAGGUUGCACGUAAUUACAUAAAGCGAAAUGUAAGCCAUAGAAUGCAAUCUAUGACUUCAUUCGGAUGCCAUGUCAAACAAUGUUUUGUGACUUAGUUUUUUAAGGAAUUGAAGUAAAAAUGAAGACUUUUGAUUUGCAAUGUGUAGCAUGUGAUGCUGACUGGAAACUAAACGGAAGGGCCAGUUCAGAAGCUGCCACCCUAGUGAUCACAUUAGAAACAAGUAAUUGAAGCACGAUAACUAAUAUUAUUUAAACUAUUACAAUUAAUGAGAUGCAAUUCCAUGGCAAGUUAUACUGACAAAAGAAAAAUGUGUUGACUUUUUUCUAGAUUUAGAAAGGGCAUUCAGCUUGGUCUAAUAUGAUUAAGAAGUUUAAAAAGUAUCUAAACAAAAGGUAAUCUUUUUUCCCUCUAUAAAGCUGGUACAACUGUGGCAGUAAUUUUGUUUAGGAAACAUUUGUAAAAGGGAACUGUAUUCACUCUGAACCUUACAUGACUAGAAUUUGGUUUACAGUCCUUUCAGAAACAAUCAGCUUUUUAACACUAGUGUCCUUA